GCUCUGAGGGUGUGUGAUUCUUCCGGUGGCUGUUCAUUCUCGCGAGGUGAGCCCUAGUGGUGUCAUCUACUAGCCGUUAAUCAGUGGAUUCUCUGAGGAAAUCUGUUAUUUCUCAAUGUAUGAUUUUCCUAUCCUGAGUUUUAGAAGCGGACAGGAAACGGAGGGAUAUGCGCCUAGGCAAAUGUGGAUACAUCUUACCGAAAGCGCGAGGGGAGGGAAACAUGUAACCGAGCGUUCGGAGCGGCACCUGACACUUCGUGAGCAGGACUAUCUGUCUGUUGUAUCCAACCGUUAUUUUAUUAUUUGAAGUAUUGACACACAGUAUUUUCGUGUUUUCCGUUGGAUAUUAUCGUCGACCGAAGACUGCAAAAAUGAGCGAGGAAGUAUCAGAGGUCCCCAAAGAACUGCUUGAGAGUGUGAAGGAUGCAGUGGGGAGGAAGAUCAAGCUCUCGGUGAAGAAGAGAGUCAAACUAGAGAUCAAAGGAGACAAGGUGGAGAACAGAGUCUUGGCUCUUGCAUCUCACCGGGCCUACCUCCUGACUGCACGCAUCCCUAGCAAGAUUGAACACAACUUCAAUUAUUUAGAGAUACAAGGGAUCACCUGUAACAAGCCCACACAGUUGACGGUGGAGUAUGAGAGAGGUGUUGUGUCUCUGAAGCUGGCCUCUACAGAAGAGGUGAAUGAGGUGGUGGCUCACAUAGGGAUCUGUCUACAGAGGAUAUGUCCUGGUCUAUCACCACUCAAGCUGAUGAAGAAGCUGAGUAUGGAGCCUCCAGAGAGGAUCACCAGCCUACAGACUCUUUGGGACAACCACAAAGUAGCAGAGCCAGGACCAUGUGGGGGUUUCUCUCAGAUGUACAGAUGUGUGUGUGACUGGCUGGGUCUGCCCUACAGAGAGGAAGUUCAAUGGGAUGUAGACACCAUCUAUCUGACUCAAGACACACGGGAUCUCAACCUGCAGGACUUCAGUCAUCUGGAGAAUAGGGAUCUGGUGGCUAUAAUAGCAGUAUUGGAGUACAACCAAUGGUUCACAAAGCUCUCCACAAAGGAUUGUAAACUGUCAGCAGACGUGUGCGACCAGAUCCUUCGGGUGGUGGCCCGGUCCAGUCGACUAGAGGAACUGGUUCUGGACAACGCAGGACUCACUAGGGAUUUUGCACAGAAGCUGGCUUAUGCCCUCGCCCAUAACCCCAACUCAGGACUCCACACUAUCAACCUUUCCAAUAACCCACUGGAGGAUCGAGGAAUCGCCUCCCUGGGUGCACAGUUUGCCAAACUCCCUAAGGGGCUCAAGCAUUUCAACUUUUCCAAAACCUCAUUGUCACCCAAAGGGGUGAACAGCCUUUCCCAGUCACUGACUGUCAACCAGUCCAUCCCUAGCACCCUCACCCACCUGGACCUCUCAGGGAACAUACUGCGGGCAGACGACAUCCCGCAUUUCUACCAUUUCCUGGGCCAACCCAACAGCCUGAUGAUUCUGGACCUGUCCAACACAGACUGUUCUCUGGACCUGGUGUGUUCUGCUCUUCUGAGGGGCUCCGUCCAGAACCUCUCUGUCCUCAACAUGUCCAAGAGUGUAUUUGCACAUAGGAAAGGCAAAGAUGUGCCUCCAUCCUUCAAGCACUUCUUUAGCAGCGCCAUGGCCCUCAGCUGCAUCAACCUUUCAGGAACCAAACUCCCUCCAGAGGCAUUGAAAGCUCUUCUGCUGGGUCUGGCCAGUAACCCCAACAUAAAGGAAGUGUCUUUAGACCUCAGCUGCUGUGAGCUUGGUCACUGUCUCAGGUCUGGGGGGUCACAGAUCCUGGAGGGAUGCAUCGCUGAGAUCCCCAACAUCUCCAGUCUGGAUAUCUCUGACAACGGUCUGGACUCUGACCUGUCCACUCUGCUGGUGUGGCUGGCCAAGAACCGAUCCAUCCGACACCUCUCACUGGGGAAGAAUUUCAACAACAUCAAGUCCAAACAUCUUGCCCCUGUCUUGGACAACCUGGUUCAUAUGAUUCAGGAAGAGGAAUCGCCCCUGACGUCUCUGUCCCUGGCUGACUCUAAGCUGAAGACAGACCUGACCAUUGUGCUGAAUGCUCUGGGCAGCAACACCAGUCUGACCAGGGUGGAUAUCAGUGGGAACGCCAUGGGAGACAUGGGGGCCAAGAUGCUGGCCAAGGCCCUGCAGAUCAACAGCAAACUAAGGACGGUGAUCUGGGAUAAGAACAACGUCAGUCCUCAAGGUCUUCAGGAUGUAGCAGCUGCUCUGGAGAAAAACUUCACCAUCCGGUUCAUGCCGAUCCCCAUCAUCGAUGCGUCUCAGGCUCUCAAAGCCGGCCCUGAGAAGACUGAGGACGCCCUGCUCAAGAUUGAGAACUACCUGUUCCGGAACCAUGAGACUCGUAAAUACCUCCAGGAGCAGGCCUACCGCCUCCAACAGGGGAUCGUUACCACCACCACUCAACAGAUGAUUGACAGGAUCUGUGUGAAAGUCCAGGACCAUCUCAACUCCCUGAGGAACUCCGAGACAGACGUGAUCUUAGACGACGUCAAGACGGCCGAAAACCUGAUGAAGGAUGCCAGGAACUCCAAAACGCUGCUUCCUAACCUGUACCACCUGGGAGCAGCAUCCAGAGAAGAGGUCAACGGUCAGUCAGUAGGACCCAUCCAGGAGAAACUGGAGUCCAUGGCUGGAGAGGUGGCCAGGGUCAUGGAUGAACAGCUACAGAGUCUGUUGGAGUCCAUGGUGGAUGCUGCGGAGGGUCUGUGUCCCCAUGUGAUGAGGAAGACUAACCUUCGUCAGGACCUGAUCAAAGCCAGCACAGCUAAGAUGGUGGUCCCCCGUAGCUUUGUCAAGAACACCCUGCUGGAACAGUCUGGAGUUGACAUCAUCAACAAGAUCAGUGAGGUAAAGCUAAGCCUGGCUUCCUUCCUCUCAGACCGUAUCGUAGAUGAGAUCCUAGAAGCCCUGUCUGGCUCUCAGCACACACUGGCUGACCACCUGGUGAGGAAGGGGCGUCCUCUGGUCCAGCAGGAAUCUAUGGACCUGGACGCACCCGAGGAGAGGGCUCCUAAACGGGCUACCACAGAGCUGAAUGAGGCAGAAAGGCUGGAGGACCUGGAGACAUGCAUGAUGACUCCCAAGUCCAAGAGGAAAAGCAUCCACAGUAGAAUGCUCCGUCCAGUGUCUCGUGCCUUUGAGAUGGAGUUUGACCUUGACAAGGCCCUGGAAGAUGUUCCUAUCCACACAGAGGACCCCCCUGCUCCUGCACCUUCCCCUGCCUCUACCCUCUCUAGGUUAGAGAAGAGACCGUCAGGGGCCAUGGGAGAACUGCCUUCAGAGGAGGCAAAGAAGCUGCAGCACUUCACCAAACUACGGCCUCGCAGGAACAAGAAGAUGCAGUCCAGUAAGAUACCACAAAUCAGCAGCACCACGUCUCAUGAUGGAGAGCAGAACGGCCUGCAUGGAAGGGUUGAUGAGGGGGUGGACGAGUUCUUCUCCAAGAAAGUCACCAAGAUGGACUCCAAACAUUCUCUAAAGAGUUCAGACUCCCAGGACGGAGAGAAGAAGAGGAGUAAAGGAGGUUUCCUCAACCUCAUCAAGUCUCGCACCUCUAAGUCUUCAGACAAAGACAAGUCAGAGAAGAACCAGUCUACCCCAGCUCCAGCCCUAACCCCAGCUCCAGCCCUAACCCCAGCUCCAGCCCUAACCCCAGCUCCAGCCCAAGCUCCAGAACCACCAACCAAGGUCAAAGAGGCCAAGACCCAGCCCACCCAUCCCAGCCAACUCACCCAGCCCCUGGACUGCAGCAGCAGCUCAGACCGGUCUGAGGAGCUACGGACCCCAGAUUCCAUGGAUGAGGUGUCGGAGGGGGACAGUAAGGGUAGUCCCCAGGGGGGGAGGCGCUACGGGGUGCAGGUGAUGGGGACUGGACUUCUGGCGGAGAUGAAGGCCAAGCAGGAGAGACGUGCCUUCGGAUCACAUAAGGACCAGUAUGACCAGUCAUCCAGUCCAGACAGACCAGACAGCAGUGCCAUCGUGAAGGGCCAGCCUACCCCAACAGAGAGCAGGUCUCCAGGUGGCUCCAAGGCAGAGGGAGUGGUGGUGGUUGGCUCCCCAGAGAAGAGCCCUCGAGGUGGGGAGGCCAAGCCAGAGACGGUCCCUAGGAACCGCACUACCUCCAGCUCCAGUCCCAAGCCCCCUCCUCAGGGCACCAAGCCAGCCCUCGCUGCCCGACCCUCCAUCCCUCAGAAGCCGCGCACCAGCAGUAGCAGGAGUAUAGAUGAGGUCUGUGACUCCCCUGGAGGGAAUGUGUCUCCCAAGGUGGUAAUGCUGCCUCACGGCCUGAAGAGGGUCCCCUUGGACAAGGACAAGGAGGGGCAGGGCAGUCCUCUACUGGGGGGCGCGGGGAGUAGCAAAAACCCCUCUGCUCAGACAGAAGACGGUAGCGUGUUUGAUUCUGAUCAGGAAGCUGACAGGCCAAUCACAGCCCUCAGAGCCCGACACGCCCGCCAAUCACCUACCAGCACCGAACAGGAAGUGGGAGAGCACGAGAGCAGGAAGGCCCUCCCCUGUACUGCAGUGAAACCAGGCUCAGUAUCAGACCCUGCCAAACACCAGAGCCCCCACCGCCACAACUCUGAGGACAACGGCUCCAAACCCAAGGACCAAUCCCCCAACCCUGACAGAGACAAGGGACCGGGGGGAAAGUCUUCCCAAUCUGGAGAAGAGGCCGACAAAGACUUUAUUUUUAUAUGA
Coregonus clupeaformis (lake whitefish) is the source of this 4742-nucleotide messenger RNA. Its product is annotated as F-actin-uncapping protein LRRC16A-like. Gene Ontology annotation, biological process: cell migration; regulation of Arp2/3 complex-mediated actin nucleation. Gene Ontology annotation, molecular function: protein binding. NCBI's taxonomy places the organism in Eukaryota, Metazoa, Chordata, Actinopteri, Salmoniformes, Salmonidae. Gene Ontology annotation, cellular component: plasma membrane; lamellipodium. The transcript has 40 exons. The coding region runs from base 372 to 4742 and encodes 1456 amino acids. The record is from RefSeq and is a predicted model, not a curated record.